Molecule: messenger RNA, 1473 nt
Organism: Colletotrichum chrysophilum
Lineage: Eukaryota; Fungi; Ascomycota; Sordariomycetes; Glomerellales; Glomerellaceae
Exons: 2
Coding region: 1-1473 (490 amino acids)
Source: RefSeq, a predicted model, not a curated record
AUGGCACCCGGCUAUCAUUUCGACCCAUACAGCAGGAUACACUGGUAUUCCUACAGCAACGCGGUUUAUUACUCCAGCGACCGAAGAACCUGGUAUCGCUAUAAUAUCAGUGGAGCAGCAGGGUACGCCAAAGCAAACGAAGUGCCCAACUACCCGUACUGGAAUCUCAGCGUUGCGAGGGCGGAGAUCCGGCUCAUCAUUCUGACCCCUCACGAGGACCCGUCCAGCCCCGUUGAAUGCCAUCUUGAGCAGGUGUCUCUGGGAGCAGCUGAGAAAUAUGUGGCUCUGUCGUAUUGUUGGGGCGACCAGAAUGACGGUAUGGUGGAAAUAACGGUCUCGGGGACGCGUCGUCGGGUGCGGAAAACUCUCGCGCAUGCCCUCCAGGAGCUGCGCCGAAGAAAGCACUACCGAGUGUGGGCAGACCAAAUCUGUAUCAACCAAUACAACUUCGAAGAGCGGGCCCAGCAGGUAGAUCGUAUGGGCGACAUCUACAGAUAUGCGUCCGUCACGAUGGCAUGGCUUGGGCAUUUCAGAUCAUCUGACACCGCGCUUUUCGGAAAGGCAUGUGCCCUCAUUGAGGCGUUGAUCGCCGCCUCAGAGGGCCAAAAGAACCAAAACAGGGAUACUGCAGCCAGCCCAGUGUCGGGAUCUUCAUAUCCACUCAAAAGCCUGAUGCAUUGGACAGGGCUCACGAGUAUGUUUCAGCGGGACUACUGGAGUCGUGCGUGGAUCAUACAGGAAGUCGCCGUGUCUAUGCAGGUUGAGUUCUUCUGGAACGGCCAGUCCGUCUCGAUGUCAGAUCUGCAAAAGGCAGUUGCUGGAUGCAAGGCCUUGGCUUCCACAAGCAGCGAAGCAAGUGCCUUGACCUCACUCACCGUAUUCGAGCACGUCGAGCGGCUUAUCCGGUUCCGCAACUUUCGAGAGUCGCCGAUCCGCCUCGUCGAAGCGCUCAUCCUUUCCCGGAGGGCAAAGUCUUCCGAUCCCAAGGACAAGCUGUACGCGUUGAAGCACCUGGCCAUAGACGGGCCAGACAGCGUGCCGUUCCCCGAUUACGAGGCGUCUCUGGACGACCUGAACCGCAAGACUGCCACCCUGCUCCUCCACUUUUACAAGGAUGCCGACAUUAUCAUGCUCCCGUGCCACUUCUGGGAAACCUGGGUCCCUCAGUGGAACGAUCCGGCAACUUGGGGCGAGGAACGAAUCAACAAUUAUUUGCUGGGAAAGAGCAAUUUCGUGGCAGAGCGAACUGAUCGCGAGUCUGGGUCAAGCAAAAUUGUCCGCAAAUGGAGAGCCACCAAGGGGUCCGAGGCUUAUUGGAGCAUCGAACCUGGCCGAAAACGGCUGCAAGUGCGAUACAAGAGACUGGGCCGCGUGGAACAGUGCUCAGCAACAAAUCGUGAAGCCAGCACUGCCGAGGUCGGUGAGCUCAGCGUCGUGAGAAAACCAACGUCAGAGACUUUCACCAUCUUUUGA